AUGCCCUCCAAGAUUAAAGUACUGAUUACGGGAGCCACAGGUUAUGUCGGUGGUUCUGUUCUCAGCCGCUUUCUAUCACGUUCAGACGCACCUUCGUUCGACUUCAGGGCAAUUGUGCGGUCACCUGAGAAAGCAGAGAAACUCAAGGAAUUCGGAAUAACACCCAUAGUUGGAUCCCAUAAUGACGAACGUAUCAUGGUAGAGGCUUGUUCAAAGGUCGACGUUGCUAUUGCGAUGGCCGACUGUGAUGACUUGGUUGCCGCGAAAUUGACUCUUCAAGGUUUGAAGAAGCGAUUCAAGGAGACCGGAAAGCCUCCAAUUUUCAUCAACACCUCUGGAACAGGCGUACUCCGUGAUGAUGCUAAUGGGAUGUAUGCGACCAAGAUAAUAUACAACGACGAGGAUGUCGCACAAUUGGAAACUUUACCACCUUCACAGCCUCACCGAAACGUUGAUCUGGCCAUCAUCGCUGCGGACAAAGAAGGAUACAUCAAAUCGUACAUCAUCCUUCCUUCGACAGUUUAUUCCAUUGCGCGGGGAAGGCUAUUCGAGGCGGGAAUUUCUCAUCCGUACUCGAUCCAGCUUCCAGGACUGAUCAAACUCAGUAUUCUACGCGGACGAGCAGGAAUGGUUGGUCAAGGAAGAAAUUUUUGGCCGAACGUAGACAUUCACGAGCUCGCGGACUUGUACAGUAUAUUAUACGACUCCAUCUCCAGUAAUCCUACCACGGGCCACGGUCGAGAGGGUUUUUAUUUUGGAGAAAACGGCGAGCAUAGUCUUUAUGAGGCCGCAAAAGGCAUAGGAGAAGCACUUGUUAAGCUCGGGAAAGCGGAGACUUCUGAACCGAAUUCCUUCACGGAGGAAGAGGUCACCAAGUACUUCCGGUCUGGUAUGAUGGGAAGUAAUGCCCGUUGUAGAGCAAAUCGCUCGAAGGCGAUAGGUUGGAAGCCUAACAAGGGAACUGCCGACAUGCUGGCUAGCCUUAAACCUGAAGCGGAGGCGAUUAUUGAGAACGAUCCUCGAUCCAAGUAG
Messenger RNA from Marasmius oreades (fairy-ring Marasmius), 1032 nucleotides. RefSeq lists its product as uncharacterized. The transcript is spliced from 8 exons. The record is from RefSeq and is a predicted model, not a curated record. NCBI's taxonomy places the organism in Eukaryota, Fungi, Basidiomycota, Agaricomycetes, Agaricales, Marasmiaceae. Bases 1 to 1032 code for a protein of 343 amino acids.